This is a messenger RNA of Dryobates pubescens (Downy woodpecker), 1782 nucleotides long. It is a transcript of the gene GNPTG, whose product is annotated as N-acetylglucosamine-1-phosphate transferase subunit gamma. The transcript has 12 exons. Gene Ontology annotation, cellular component: Golgi apparatus. The record is from RefSeq and is a predicted model, not a curated record. Lineage: Eukaryota; Metazoa; Chordata; Aves; Piciformes; Picidae.
AUGUCUAGAGAAAGAAACAUCACUGUGUUAGAAAAACCUGCACCUCCGCGGGUUCGCACACAGGCACCGAGGUUAGCCGGGUGCGGGCCUCACCUGUCAGCUGGGGAGAUAUACUCGGUAGCCAGAGGACUGAGGACGAGACCCGGGAAUCUCUGGCGCAGGCGCAGGAUUCGGAGAAACCCUUUUCGGGCCAGUUUCCUCCCAGUGCAUUUCUUGGGAUCGCAAUGCCCGAGCUCCCACAUGGCAAGGGGACACGGGAACUUCGCCUGCGGGGCGCACUCCUCGGCGACCCCCUCGCUCUCCAGGCAUGCUGAAAAGAGCAGACGCGCUUAGUGCCCAGCGGCCACCCCGACGCUCCGGCAGGACCCAGGCCAGGGCCCGCCCGGGCCGGGCCAGGCCGCCGCACGCUCCCGCACCUCUCAGCGCGGCCUCCGUUUCCGCCGCGAAUGUCUCGAGGCCGCGAGCACCGCGCCGAGCACCCCUGCACGAGGCAGCGCGCCGGCGGCGCUCCAUGGUCCUGCGGCACGCGUCCUUCCGCUUCCGGCGGAAGUGGCGAUGGCGGCCGUCUGGCUGCUGCUGGCAACUGUCGGCGCGGCGCUGGGUCUUUUGGCCGCGGCAGGGAAGAUGAAGAUCGUAGAGGAGCCGAACACGUUUGGGUUGAAUAACCCGUUCUUGCCUCAAACAAACAGGCUGCAGCCAAAGAUGGCCCCGUCUGCAGUAUCAGGCCCUGCACAUCUCUUCAGGCUCGCUGGCAAGUGUUUCAGUUUUCUGGAAUCCACGUACAAGUAUGAGUUUUGUCCUUUCCAUAAUGUCACCCAGCAUGAGCAGACCUUUCGAUGGAAUGCCUAUAGUGGGAUUUUAGGAAUCUGGCAUGAAUGGGAAAUUGAAAACAACACAUUUGUUGGAAUGUGGAUGAGGGAAGGAGACUCGUGUGAAACUAAGAGCAGACAGACAAAGGUUCAUCUUGUUUGUGGAAAGAGCAAUAAAUUGGCUUAUGUGUCUGAGCCAAGUACUUGUGUUUACUCUCUGACGUUUGAGACUCCUCUUGUGUGCCAUCCCCACUCUCUUUUAGUUUAUCCGACCCUGACUGAAGCCCUGCAAAGAAAGUGGGAUGAAGCAGAGCAGCUUCUGUAUGAUGAAUUAAUAACUGUGCAGGGAUACAGAAAAUUACUGAAAGAGAUUUUUGAAGAAGCAGGAUUUCUAAAAGCAACAGAAGAAAAGGAAGUUGAGAAACAGAAUAAGAAAAUCAGUCUGGAAUUUGAAACAGUGGAGAAGUGCAAUAAGGAAUACAAGCAACUUUCUAAAGAACUGAAAAAACUUCAAGAUUUAUUAAGUCAGCAUGGUAUUGCAUACAAAGGAGAUUCUGCUGAAAAUACAAGCGUUGAACACGUAAGUCACAAACUGGCAACCGCAGCGACAACUUUCACUAACGGGUCAAAGGAUGAUGAGCACCUGCAUGGUGAUACAGGAGUUUGGAGUGACACUGCAUGAAUAGACUUGGGUGGUGAACAGCAAGUUCAGACAGAAUGUGAAGCAAGUUGAACACGUAUGGUGGCACCAAGAUGAUUUAUCUUCAAGCUUUCCGAAUGCCUACCCUAAAGCGGAGGGACCAUAAUGGAUUGAGGACUCCCUGUUACCAAGAAGAGUUUGCUGUUUUCUGAGAACAUUUGUAGAAUGUCGAGGUUGGAUGGGUUUAGAUUUUGUGACUCCAGCUUUAUUUUCUUUAAUCAAGCAUGGUACUUCGUGGUGUAAAUAAAAAAUAAUUCAAGACCAUUAUUGGAA